AGGAGCCGGUUCUCACUCAACUUCCAUUAAGCACUCGGGGCAGAAGUUACGCGCAGGCGGCAGGAGGGAGACGGACAUCGAGGCCUGCGCGCGGGCGUGCGGGAGCCGGGCACGGAGAAUCGGGCUGAGAGCGAGGAGCGCGGCAUGGAGCGUCUGGCACCCCGCGCCUGCCUCGUCCUCCUGUGGGGCUGCCUGCUGGCCGCGGCUGCCGCGGCGCAGGGCAAGGAAGUCGUCCUGUUGGACUUUGCUGCAGCUAAAGGGGAACUCGGCUGGCUCACACACCCAUAUGGCAAAGGGUGGGACCUCAUGCAGAACAUCAUGGACGACAUGCCCAUCUACAUGUACUCCGUGUGCAACGUGGUGGCCGGCGACCAGGACAACUGGCUCCGUACCAACUGGGUAUACCGCGGUGAGGCUGAGCGCAUCUUCAUCGAGCUCAAGUUCACCGUGCGUGACUGCAAUAGCUUCCCUGGGGGCGCCAGCUCCUGCAAGGAAACCUUCAACCUCUACUACGCCGAGUCUGACGUGGACUAUGGCACCAACUUCCAGAAGCGCCAGUUCACCAAGAUUGACACUAUCGCGCCCGACGAGAUCACGGUCAGCAGCGACUUCGAAGCACGCCACGUGAAGCUGAACGUGGAGGAACGCUCCGUGGGGCCGCUCAGCCGCAAGGGCUUCUACCUGGCCUUUCAGGACAUUGGUGCCUGCGUGGCGCUGCUCUCUGUCCGCGUCUACUACAAGAAGUGUCCCGAGAAGCUGCAGGGCUUGGCCCACUUCCCCGAGACCAUCGCGGGCUCCGACGCGCCCUCCCUGGCCACCGUGCCUGGCACCUGCAUGGACCACGCUGUAGUGCCGCCCGGGGGUGAAGAACCCCGCAUGCACUGUGCAGUGGAUGGCGAAUGGCUGGUGCCCAUCGGCGAGUGCCUGUGCCAAGCAGGCUACGAGAAGGUGGAGGAUGCCUGCCAGGCCUGCUCGCCGGGGUUCUUCAAGUCCGAGGCAUCCGAGAGCCCCUGUCUGGAGUGCCCCCAACACACCCUGCCAUCCUCCGAGGGGGCCACCGCCUGCGAGUGUGAGGAAGGCUACUUCCGGGCCCCGCAGGACCCACUGUCACUGCCCUGCACACGCCCGCCCUCCGCCCCGCACUACCUCACGGCUGUGGGCAUGGGCGCCAAAGUGGAGCUGCGCUGGACGCCCCCCCAGGACAACGGGGGCCGCGAGGACAUCACCUACAGUGUCACCUGCGAGCAGUGCUGGCCCGAGUCAGGCGAGUGCGGGCCCUGCGAGGCCAGCGUGAGCUACUCGGAGCCACCGCACGGGCUGACCCGCACCAGCGUGACAGUCAGUGACCUGGAGCCCCACAUGAACUACACCUUUGCCGUAGAGGCCCGCAACGGCGUCUCGGACCUGGUGACCAGCCGUAGCUUCCUCACUGCCAGCGUCAGCAUCAACCAGACAGAGCCCCCCAAGGUGAAGCUGGAGGACCGCAGCACCACCUCGCUGAGCGUCUCUUGGAGCAUCCCUCCACCACAGCAGAGCCGCGUGUGGAAGUACGAGGUCACCUACCGCAAGAAGGGGGACUCCAACAGCUACAACGUGCGCCGCACUGAAGGCUUCUCCGUGACCCUGGAUGACCUGGCUCCGGACACCAUCUACCUGGUCCAGGUGCAGGCGCUGACGCAGGAGGGCCAGGGUGCUGGCAGCAAGGUGCACGAGUUCCAGACGCUGUCCACGGAAGGAUCUAGCAACAUGGCAGUGAUUGGUGGCGUGGCCGUUGGUGUGGUCUUGCUUCUGGUGCUGGCAGGAAUUGGCUUCUUCAUCCACCGCAGGAGGAAGAGCCUGCGGACGCGCCAGUCCUCGGAAGACGUUUACUUUUCCAAGUCAGAACAACUGAAACCCCUGAAGACAUACGUGGACCCACACACAUACGAGGACCCCAACCAGGCUGUGCUCAAGUUCACCACCGAGAUCCAUCCGUCCUGUGUCACACGGCAGAAGGUGAUCGGAGCAGGAGAGUUUGGGGAGGUGUACAAGGGCACGCUGAAGAUGUCGGGCAAGAAGGAGGUACCCGUGGCCAUCAAGACGCUGAAAGCCGGCUACACAGAGAAGCAGCGGGUGGACUUUCUCAGCGAGGCCAGCAUCAUGGGCCAGUUCAGCCACCACAACAUCAUCCGCCUGGAGGGCGUUGUCUCCAAGUGUGAGGCCCGGCUCCAGAGUGGGGUGUGGGGGACCCACGCGGGGAAAGGGGGGGACUGCCCCCCGGGGCCUCUGAUAGAGCCUCUGUUCAUAGAUGUGCCCACCCCAGCCCCGCCUGUGCCUCUUCCCUCCACCCAUGGCCAUCCCCUCACACCUGUGCUCACCCCUGCAGACAAGCCCAUGAUGAUCAUCACCGAAUACAUGGAGAAUGGGGCUCUGGACAAGUUCCUUCGGGAGAAGGAUGGCGAGUUCAGCGUGCUGCAGCUGGUGGGCAUGCUGCGGGGCAUCGCGGCCGGCAUGAAGUACCUGGCCAACAUGAACUACGUCCACCGCGACCUGGCUGCCCGCAACAUCCUCGUCAACUGCAACCUGGUCUGCAAGGUGUCUGACUUCGGCCUGUCCCGUGUGCUGGAGGACGACCCCGAGGCCACCUACACCACCAGUGGUGGCAAGAUCCCGAUCCGCUGGACGGCUCCAGAGGCCAUCUCCUACCGCAAGUUCACCUCUGCCAGCGACGUGUGGAGCUAUGGCAUCGUCAUGUGGGAGGUGAUGACCUACGGCGAGCGGCCCUACUGGGAGCUGUCGAACCACGAGGUGAUGAAGGCCAUUAAUGAUGGCUUCCGGCUUCCCACACCCAUGGACUGCCCCUCCGCCAUCUACCAGCUCAUGAUGCAGUGCUGGCAGCAGGAGCGCGCCCGCCGCCCCAAGUUCGCCGACAUUGUCAGCAUCCUGGACAAGCUCAUCCGAGCCCCCGAAUCCCUCAAGACCCUGGCUGACUUUGACCCCCGGGUGUCCAUCCGGCUGCCCAGCACCAGCGGCUCAGAGGGUGUGCCCUUCCGCACGGUGUCCGAGUGGCUGGAAUCCAUCAAGAUGCAGCAGUACACUGAGCACUUCCUGGCGGCCGGCUACACGGCCAUCGAGAAGGUGGUGCAGAUGACCAACGACGACAUCAAGAGGAUCGGGGUGCGGCUGCCCGGCCACCAGAAGCGCAUUGCCUACAGCCUGCUGGGCCUCAAGGACCAGGUGAACACAGUGGGGAUCCCCAUCUGAGCCCUGACAGACCUCGUGACCCCCUCAGCUAAGAAUACUUGAAGAAACAGACUGGCUUCCCUGCCAGCUCCGUGCUGGGCCACUAGGGACCUUAUUUAUUUCUAGUCUUUCUUUAUUGAUGCCACCCUGAGGGCUCUGCUGGGGGGUCUUGGACGAUACCUUGGCCUGAGCUGAGGAGAUGCUCAGGGACCUUGGGCAGGGGGGCCUCUUCACCUACAAAGGACAGACAGCCAAGCACUUAGCAGUCACCAUCGUGUUCCCAGCAUCCCCUGGGGCAGGAGCCCCGCCAAGGCCUUUGGACACACACGUGGGACAUUGCUAAACUGACCUCCCCUUCGCCGUCUCAGGAGGUGGGGCGGUCAGCCUGCAGCGGGCACAGGAGCAGGGUACCUCACGAGAAGAGGACAAACAGCAAAGUCCGCUGGGCAAGACCCACAGUGGUUCUCCCGUCCCUCUAGUGCCUUCCUCAGCCCCCCAGGCCCCAUCCUCAGCCCCCACGGGCCAAACUCUUGCUUCCUCGGGGCCCUCACAGGAUGCUUGGUUGUGUGGAGGGUUUUUUUUUUUUUUUAAAUAUAUAUUUUGUACUUUGUGGAGAGAAUGUGUGUGUGACGGAGGCCCGGCUAGGACUGGGGACAGACAACGGCCUGUGUCAGACAUUCCCAGGCUGGGGGCUGGCCCAUCCGGCCUCUCACCCCUUUAGACAACAUUUUCUACUCUGUCAGUAUUAAUGAUUUUGUUCUGUUGGGUAUUUUUUUUCGAACCUUAAUUUAUUAUUAUUUUUUUUAUAUUUAUUGUUAGGAAAUGACUUAUUUCUGCUCUGAAAUAAAGUUGCAGAUUGUUCAAACA
Molecule: messenger RNA, 4089 nt
Organism: Balaenoptera ricei (Rice's whale)
Lineage: Eukaryota; Metazoa; Chordata; Mammalia; Artiodactyla; Balaenopteridae
Gene: EPHA2
Product: EPH receptor A2
Exons: 16
Coding region: 145-3243 (1032 amino acids)
Biological process (GO): cell surface receptor protein tyrosine kinase signaling pathway; axon guidance; protein phosphorylation
Cellular component (GO): plasma membrane; neuron projection
Molecular function (GO): transmembrane-ephrin receptor activity; protein binding; ATP binding
Source: RefSeq, a predicted model, not a curated record